GUCUCGGCUGGCAGCUGCUCGCUGGGGGAAGAGGAACAAACAAUGGACGGCAUCAGCAUGUGGGUGGGGACAUGGUGAGCCAACAACCGCUGGAAACUCAUGACCAGUGACAUUCAAACUUUCACAAUUGACUGUGUUGUGUUGGUGCAUCAUGAUGUGUUGCUUGGUUGCUGCAGGAAUGUGGGUGCCCGUGACGGCGAGUGGGAGGCGCCGCCAGUCGAGGGGCAGUACGAACUCGCUGACUUCAUCGGUCCGUAGCCUCCCAUCUCUCAUAUGAGGAGCCCUGCUUAUGUCUGCCUUGUGUGUUUGUAUGUUCGUGUGUCGUCCCUCCUCCCUCUCAUCUCUCACCCCUCACCUCUUACUGCCUCCCUGUCCGCUUCCUUCCCCUUCCUGUCUGUCUGUGUGGUCUGUGUGCAGAUGCGUCAUGCGACAUCCUGCUGCUCACUCUCCAGGAGCACAUGAGUGAGCAUGUAAGGUCAGCCAGCAGACAGACAUACAGACAGUUCAAUUAUUGUUUUCUGCUCGUUCGUGUGCAGCGAAUUUCAUCUACGCGUUGGUGUCGGGGUUGCUGGAGCUCAUCACGCCCAGCAAGUUCAGCCGCCUCGAGCUGCCACAGAGCCAAGUGGGCGGACUCGGUGAGGACGGAGAAAGAGAGAGAAAGACACGCGCAAUCCAAUCCAUCGGCCUGUAUGUAUGUAUGUUUGUUGGGUGUCGUCCAUCCAUUGGUGUGGUGCAGGGGAUGGCGCCUUCCUGCAGCCCAAGUACACGAGCAUCGCUUGCUGGGUUAGGAGGGAUCUGCUCGCACGGGGCGUCAUUCAGCUCCUCAGAACAGCCAUAGUGCCACUAGGUAGACAACCCUUGGCCACCAUGCACAAGACGAACCAGUCAGUCCCCCGUGACGUCUGUGUGUCUCUCCCCGUGUUGGACAGGAAUGGCAUUCGGUUCUAAGGGUGCGGCAGGUGUUGCGUUGAGGGUAGGACGUGCCCGUGUGGCCUUCAUCGGCUGCCACCUGCCGGCCUCGUCCAACCAGGCCCGCAAGGAGGCCCUCGAUUUCAUCCUGCGGCGGUCUGGGUGGCUGCUGGAGGGACACAGCGAGCCCAUCGGCACCGGCGCCGCACAUGUUGGUCAGACACAUGACUGGAUGGAUGGAGGAUGGGUGAACACCAACGCAUGGUGGUGUGACGGUUGUUGUGUUCAGUGCUCGCUGGCGACCUCAAUUUCCGGCUGCGGCCGGAUUUGCAGCCACCACAGGCUGGCAAGUGACGUCACAAUACCUGACAAGCGACUGACGUGGUGACUUGGGUGGGUGUGCGCUAUGCUAUGUCCGCAGUUGCUUUGUUGAAGGACGGCCAUGCGUCUUCUCUGCUUGCGUGGGAUGAGGGGAAGGAUGAGAUGAGGCGGGGAGGACUUCUCGUGGUGAGCAGGCUUUGCCGUCUUGAGAUUAGUGGUGAUUGGAUUGUUCUCGCGUGUACGCUCAUACUAGGGCUAUGAGGAGGCUUCGAUGGGGCCUGACUUCUUCCCGACGUACAAGAAGAAAGAGAGUGAGACGCACAGACGCAUAGACACACACAGGCAGCCAGGCAAACAGAUGGGCAGAGAGGGAUGACCUCCGACGUGUGUGCCACUCAUUCAUUUGGCUCAGAUCGCCGCCCCUUCGACAUGAGGCGGCCAGACUGGAUGGCAGCGGUAGGCUGAACCCACUUACGACACGACCAGACAGCCACAUGAAUUCCACCAGAGGGCUGCAUGCCUGCCUGCCUGCCUGCCUGUAUGUCUGGUCUGCAGGAGUAUACGGUGGUUCACACGCUGCAGUGGUACAAGGGUGGGGGCAAGGAGUGGCGCCUACCCGCCUUCUGCGACAGGGUCCUCUUCAAACAGGCCCCCAGGGUCCGUAUGUCCAUCAGCCACUUGCCGAAGCCGUACCUGCAUUCGUUCCUGGCUGGGUGUGGCCUGUGUGUCUGUCCUUCUCUCUCUGCAGUCUGGUUCGCAGUUGGGUGCCGUCGCGUCCUCCUACCGGGCCAUCUACACCACACCCCCCAAACCCACACACAGUCGGUCGCCACACACACGCCACCACAGGGGCACACACACGGGGGGGGUGGCUGGCUGCUGAUCAGGGCUGCUCAACAUGAGCGACCACUCGGCGGUGUGCUGCUCGCUGGCGCUGCGCAACCAGAACGCCCCACACAGGUCAACGUCCAUUCAGUGCCUGUCGUCCCCCGCCCUGCCGGCGCCUUCGCCGCCCGCCAGCGAGACAUUCUGGCCGUCACUCGCCGCGUUGGGGCUCCGAAUGCCGUUCGAACAGACAGGUCCGUUGACAAACGACCUACACAGGUGGAUCUGAGUGGACGCAUGUGGUCCAUGCGUGUGUGUGUGCCAUGCGCAGUGCCUUCGGCCCCUGCGCUGCCUCCCCUGCCCUCAUCAAUGUCCCCUGCAGGUGGUGGUGGUGGUGUGUGGGUCGGCAGUUCCAGCCCUCCGGGGUCGCACGAGGACAGCUAGGGGGGCUGGAUGGAUGGAUGGAUGGGAGGACAUUGUGUGAGGGCUGCACUGGACUGCACUGCACUCCACGUGUGCGUGGCGUGGCUGACUUCCUUAUGUGUGCGUCUUAUGUGCACACCCUGGAGCCCAAGGGAUAGUUGGGCCAUACGACCGAUUGUGUCUCCAUCGCCAUCUACACGUACUUCACAUUCUGACGUCUCUGUUAUGUCCCUUCCUGGAUGACACUUGCGCAUCAUGAUGUAUGAGCAACGAAAAAGGAACGGCCUGACGGAUUGAGUGGUCCUUACAUCUCGUUCCUCC
This is a messenger RNA of Vitrella brassicaformis, 2799 nucleotides long. The record is from the annotation of a GenBank genome assembly. Lineage: Eukaryota; Vitrellaceae.